ACCCAAUUUGCCGCCGAUAAAAGAAAAAAAAAACUUAAAUUAUAACACAAAUCCAUAGCAACAGUUGUUGAAUAUUACUAAUGUAACGAGACGUGUGUCGUAUUGUUCAGUGCAAACAAAUAUGGAUUUAGAGCAGGAGGAGACCAUCGCGACGGACGACGACAGCACUGAAGCCGACCACAGCUUUUACCUCAGCAGGUUAAUGUUGACAGAACAUCAGUUCUCAACCCCCACUGCCGCCUCCCAUCGUGUCCUAAUCAGUGAAGAGAUUUCACCUCAGAUUGACCUGCAAUAUCGCACAGGACAGAACAGAAAGACAUCCAUAACAAAACAGCUAACCCAUGGUACUAUGGAUCCACCAAUAAAUCCUGCAAGCAGUGUUCAAUCUCGUAUUACUGAAGAAGAAAGGUCCUCAGAAAGGGAACAUAGUGAAGUGUUGAGACCCAUUCCCCUACAUGGCACAAACUCAUUGGAUGCUUCUCACCAGCAGCCUGUGCCAACUUUGAGUUGUUCAUUGAGAAUAAACAGCAAAACUUUUGGGGGGAAAACUGAUCCAUUGGCCAAAAUGAAGAACACUCAACUACAGAACACUAAAAAGAGGUCACUUCCUUCUAAAAGGAAGAAGAGUCCUGACACCAAGGAGUACAAUAAAGAGUUAAAUACACCUUUGCCUACACAUGAUGCACCAACAGUAACCGCUAAGCCUUACAUUAGUCCAGGUUUCAGAGGCCAAGGCAUUACAGAACGAAAAUCAGGGAAAGUCCUAUCACUCAAGUCCAUCCACAGACGGAAUCAUUUUGGAGAGACAAAGCUGCAUUUAGCUGUGAUGAAGGGAGACAUUCAAGACGUCAAAGACUUGAUCACAGUGGGUGCUUCUGUUAAUAUACCAGAUUAUGCAGGUUGGACUCCACUCCAUGAGGCAGUGCAGAGAAACAAGUAUGACAUGACAGAAAGUUUACUCGAAGCUAGAGCCGAAGUAAACUGCAGAGGAGUUAAUGGAAUUACACCUUUACAUGAUGCCAUUCGGUGUCAGUAUUACAAGAUUGUAGAGCUACUUCUGAAGUAUGGUGCUGAUCCAUUAUCAAAGAGUGACAGAGGGAUGACUCCUAUGGACAUGACCACAGAAAGAUCUAUGUAUAUACUGGUGGAGAAAUAUCUGCAGAAGACUAAAAGUGAUCCAGAUAAAAAUACACCUAGCACCACUGAUUCUGCAGUCAAUCCAAGUAUGAGCCAAAGAAACUGCCAGAACUCCAUCAAAGACACAAGAACUCCUCUUCAGAAAUCAACAGGAACUGCUGAUACAAGUGAGCAGUCUGGUGAAGCUGAACCCUUUCCUGGUCCAAGCAGUGAACAACCAAGCUAUGAUCCUUCCAUUCAGGCCUCUCUUCAAGGGGAGGCUGGUGAAACUCUGAUGAAUGAUGGCAGUUUGGUAGCUGAGAAGACAAGCUUACAUUCUUUCCAUGACUAUAGCAAUGCAAUUACUGAUUUGUCAAUUCAGAGAAGAAGUGAAGAUUCAUAUAAAGUUCCCUCAACAAGAAAGACAAUAUCAGAGGGCUGUCAACUCAAUUAUGGGGCUGAUAUUAGGGAUGAUAAUGACUCUGCCAUUGCUAAGAAAAUGCUCAAAAGAACAAAACACGACAUUCAAAAUGAAAAAGAUUUUUUGGAAUACUUGCUCAACUUUGAUACAAACCAUGUCAUUGAGAGUAAAAAAGAAGUAGAUGGCCCCUUACUUCAGCAGAAUAAAGAUACAAGAAAAGAACAACAGUCAGCUCUUGAUGUUUACCAAAAGAUUCAAUCUGAAACUGUGUGCUGUUCUGACACCAACAACAACAGCAGUCAAGAAUGCAGCAAUUCUUCACUGCCCCUUCAUUUAAAUGAACUAAUUGACUCAUGUUUACAAGGGACAUUCAAAAAAGUCGCUAAUGGACAUCCAUCUGGAGCAGUGGCUAAGUCUACAUUACAGAGUGAAGAAAUGUUUGACUCAGACAGCCCUGGUUCACUGUCUUUGCUUACGGCCAUAAUCCAUAGUCAAGGAUUAACCUGCAGUCCAGAGGAGUCAGAGAAAGAUCAACCAUUCGAGGAAUUAGACACAAGCGACAAACAACUCCCAGAUACUAAACCAUGCAUUGUUGUCGAGAAUCAUAUAGUUAGAGAUUCAGCGGAUUCUGACUGCACUUUUGUGGAAUGGUCCAAUGCCCCUGACAUUAAGAAAAGUCAGAAAAAAAAAUCGAAACAGAAGAAAAGGCCGCUUAGACGAGGACAAAAUGUCGCAGAUGGAUUUAAUACAGGACCAAAGACAUGUUUUAAAAUUACUCAGAAAAAUCUUGACAAGAGAAAUAGUGUCGGCGAGACUCAGCUUCACCGGGCGUGCAUCAGAGGAGACCUGCAAAUGGUCAAAGUCUUGAUAGAAGCUGGAAGCAAUGUUAAUGUAUCAGAUCAUGCAGGAUGGACCGCCCUUCAUGAGGCCUGUAGCAGAGGUUUUGUAGAUGUGGCAGAGCAGCUCUUGGAAGCAGGGGCUGAUGUCACCAGUAGAGGGCUAAAUGGAUGUAACCCACUGCAUGAUGCUGUCGCAUCAGGGUCGUAUGAGAUUGUGAGGCUUCUCCUUCAGUUUGGCUCAAGCCCUCAUGACAAGAAUAUCAUGGGACAGAAUGCGGUAGACCUCGCAGCACAUGAAAGCAUCAAAGAGCUGCUUUUGACAUUUAAAGGACCUUUUCGUAAACCUUCCUGGACAACUGACACUUCCAAACAGGGAUCCCAGCUUUUGGCUGCAGAGCACAUGCAGCCAGAUGCUGAUCAGGACGAGUUAGCUUGUAGCUAUGAAGCCUCUCUUUUGGAAAAUGGAUCUGUCAGUGAUGCCAGUGGCAGAGUCUUCCUCCUCCCAGAUCAAUGUUUUGAAUCAGUCCUGGAGAGUCAGUCCUCAGGUCCUGCCAUCUCUGAUUUUGCCUUUGAAAAGCAGGUUGUGUAUCAAUUCAAGUCAAGUUGUUUAAAUACAGAGACAACAUCUCUAGGAUCAGUACAUCCCCAUUCCUGCACAUUCAACAACAGUCCAUCAAAACCUGCUAUAAAAGAGCCGUCCAAAAAUGACGUUUUCAUGAACAUCAGAUCCAUUCACUUGGUCAGCGAUGAGGAGUUGUUUCCAAACCACGUGAUGAACAGAUACUGGGAUGUCUUUGCCCAGAGUGAGGAGUGGACCUUUGAAACUUAAGAAAAUUGCUCAUGUAGCACAAAAGUGCCUGUUAGAGCAAUAACGAAAACCAUUUCAGUGUUAAAACCUGUUUAAAAUGUUUGAACUUUUACAAAGUGGGAGAGUGUUAUAUUCUCGUUGUUGUUUAGAAAGUACGAAUAGCCUAUAUUUGAAAUGUUUUUGUACUACUAAGUUUCUUUUGUAAGAUGAUGGUCUUGAUAUUAAAAUGGAAGUC
Molecule: messenger RNA, 3419 nt
Organism: Carassius carassius (crucian carp)
Lineage: Eukaryota; Metazoa; Chordata; Actinopteri; Cypriniformes; Cyprinidae
Product: ankyrin repeat and KH domain-containing protein 1-like
Exons: 20
Coding region: 122-3205 (1027 amino acids)
Cellular component (GO): nucleoplasm
Molecular function (GO): protein binding
Source: RefSeq, a predicted model, not a curated record